AUGGCGGGCGCACUUUCGCCCUCGAUGAUCAACAUUCAGGUCCCCUUUGCAGAUGCAGGUCAUCUCAAGGCACCUGGCUAUCUUUCCCAGCCCACCAGCUCGGCUCCAUCGCCGCAGAAGAAGCAGCGCCGUUCGUCUCCGAGCAAGGGUCGCUCGCUCACACCCUCCAUGUCGGCAUCCUCUUCGUCGCCCCUCAAGAAGGGCAGGACUGGCUUCAAGCGCACAACCAGCACCGCCAACAUCAUGGACACGGUCAUGAACUCGAGAGUGGCUACCGAUCACGACGCUGUGCCUGCCUUCCGCCUUGGCAUUCCCACUUCCACCUCCAACAUCUUCGAGUACAGCCGCUCGUCGCCCAUCGCCUCGUCGUCCCAGACCACCUUGGCUGACCUCGAGAAUGAUGAGGCCGCCAACGUGCUCUCCACGCCUCGCCGCGGCAAGCGCGUCGGCAACGUGCACAUGGGCUGGGAGUCGCCCCUCGAUGCCGAUCAGACUCCCACCGCCGCCUCGGUUGCUGCCACGGCUCCUCACACGCUGCCCAAGUCGUCCCGCACUCGGGCUUCCGCGCAGAGUGUCAGCGUCGAGGCUUCGCCUUCCAAGCGCAAGGCAUCCACCGCCUUUGCCUCGGAGCUGCGCCUAUCGCGACGCAGCCUCGUCGACACGGCCGGAUGGGCUUCGGCCGCCAUGAUCAGCUCGGUGCCCCUCGCCGAAGACCGCAUCAACAGCUCGCCCGGCUUCUCCCCUCGCUUCAUCGCCGAGCCCGCUAUGACUGGCCUGGUCAACGCUGAGACCCGCGAUCCACUUGCUGCCUUCACCAACGAUGCGUCGCCAGUGUGCAGCCAGAACCCAAGGCUCGUGCCUGUCGAGGUCGAGGGCCUUGGUCGCGUUGCCGUUCAUCCGGACUUUGCGCAGCAGAUCGCCGAAUCGCCUCGUGCCGCGCAGUCUGACGCACACCGACGAUUCUCCACUGCCUCGGAGCGCGAAGCUGCCUUGCUUCGCGGCUCGGACUCGGAAGAUUCGGCCGCUCGUAGCGAGAACGGAUCCUCGACGGAUCCGACUUCAGCAGGCACACCAUGCCCCUCGGGCGUCUCGCCCAGUUUCUCGCUCUCCUCGCAGUUCCCCUGCUCGGAACCCAUCUCUCCGACCAAGAAGGGGGCCACAUCGGCAUCCUACGCCGAACACCACGCAGCCGAUACACAAAAGGCGCUGUCUGCGCUCAUGCGCGUCGCUCCGACCGACGCCAUGGCGCAGCAAAAGCUCUGGUGCCCCCGUCUCGGCGGCAGCGCCGCUACCGUCGUUGCCAAGCUGCCCACCCUCGAUUGGCCCGAUCGUCCCGACGGCCCCUGGUCUGCUGCCGGGCGCCACAUCGACGAGCUCAAGCAGAAGCGGCGCCAGGGAAUCCAGCGCUGGCUCGAGUCGGAUUCCGCCGACGAGACCCAAGAGGACGCUCAAGAAUCGUCGGGCGCCGCCUACCGCCACCAUCCAAUGGUGGCCAAGGCCUUGCUCGACCGCGCCCGCAAGCAACACCGCACUCAGGUGUCUGCUGCCACUGUUGCUGCCGCCAGAGCCGACUCUCCCUCGAAACGCGGCCGCAAGCCGAAGCAGCCGCACCUCUUGCACGUGCACGAGACCCCGUCCAAGCGUCGCGGACGCAAGCCCAAGGUGGCUGCCUCCAUCGCCAGCUCGUCGCGCAAGUCGGUGGCGACGGGUGCCUCGCUGGCGCGAUCCAACACGAGCGCCAUCAUUGGCUGCAGGUGCGGCAUCGACGACGACUCGAUCAUCAUGGUCCAGUGCGACGGAUGCCGCAGCUGGCUCCACCUGCCCUGCGUCGGCGUCAACACGGUCAACGACCUCGACGACGAAUGGUACUGCGACGACUGCUGCGACGCCGCGCUCACCGAGCAUCUCUCGCCCGCCUCGUCCAUGCCCACCUCGAUCGGAUCGUACGCGCAUCUCAGCACGCCCGAGGCACUCGAAGCGGCACUGGCUGGCCAGGAGCCCGUCUUCACUCUGCCGAGCGGCACGCCCAUCCACCGCUACGGUGUGGCGGUGUCGUCCUCGAUCGCCCUGGCGCCCAGCCCGCCCCUGCUGUCGGUCGGCGACCGUGGCGGUCGCAGCACGGCCAAGCGCCAGGGCCAGGGUCGAUCGCGUGCGGAGCGUGUUGGUUGGAGGAUCAACGAGCCAGGCUCGCCGCUCGCGCGCAAGAGCACCACCGCCUCGUCGGGCGUGCGACCGGCGGUCCCCGAGACGCCGUCCAAGUCGAGCGAGGCGACCGUCGACUUUACCGAUGCCAGUGCGACGCCCAGCCUGCUUGCCGGCUUCUCGCGAGCCGACUGGGAACCGACCCGCGCUCGCAGGGCGUCGGAGCGUCAGACGACGCCCACUCGCGUGCUCGGCAUGAGCACGCCGAGCCGCCACGCUUCGGGACGCAAGCCAAGCCACUCGGGACCGCUGUCGCUCGGUCUGUGCGACGACGAGCCGCCGCACGCCGAUCUUUUCUCGACGCCUUCGCGACUGGCAUCGGGCGGCUCGUGGGCCUACCGCGCCGGUGGUCAGCCUCUGGGUAGCCAGACGCCCUCGCGCUCGGGCGGCCGACACCAGCGCAUCGACUCGUUCAGCGGUGGCCUGCUCUCGACGCCCGGUCGCGACUUCCUCUCGGGCGCUUUCGGAACCGAGCCAUCCACCAGCAUGCCAAGUCUCGUGUACAGCAGCGGCUACAUUGAUGGGCUCGACGACCAUCUCAGCGGCGACGGCUUCUACAGCGGCAGCAACAGCCGCGCUUGGCAGCUUCAGUCGCCCACGUCGAGCACGCGCGCCGCCAGGGCGAGGCAGCCUUCUGGCUUUGGCACGCCGUGGUCCAGCUCGCUGCUCAAGACGCCCGAGCUGCAGCCACGACAGGCACACACGUCGUCGGUGCGUAGCGGCAGGUACGACACGAGCGACGACUUCCCGCCCUCGUCCUCGCCGUUCCCCCGCACUCCGACGUUCGACAUGAGCAGCCCGCGUUUCACGCCGCAUGGUUCGCACCACAGCUCGGGCGCGCUCGAGCGCCACCCGAGCCACCUGGGACUUGGACUGCCCUCCAGUUCCUCGGCACGACUGCACAAGGCGCUCGGUGCCGACCUGCACAAGGGCGGUGCCAGCCGCGACGACAGGUCGCUUUCGGCCAGUGCGCACGCCAAGCACAGGCAGGUGUCCACCGAGGUGCCCAUGGGUCUUGGUAUCGGUCUCGACCUCGACGACGUCCUGGACUGGUCCUAG
Messenger RNA from Moesziomyces aphidis, 3261 nucleotides. Lineage: Eukaryota; Fungi; Basidiomycota; Ustilaginomycetes; Ustilaginales; Ustilaginaceae. The record is from the annotation of a GenBank genome assembly.